UUUUGAUCUCCGAAUAGCAUACACUAUCCAGACACCUGCAGCUGGUUAUUAUGCCUGAACCCGCCAAGAGCGCGCCCAAGAAGGGCGCCAAGAAAGCUGUCGCCAAGAGUGCUAGCAAGUCAGGCAAAAAAAGAAAGAGGAGCAGGAAGGAGAGCUACGCCAUCUACGUGUACAAGGUGCUCAAGCAAGUGCACCCCGACACCGGCAUCUCGUCCAAGGCCAUGAGCAUCAUGAACUCGUUCGUCAACGACAUCUUCGAACGCAUUGCGGUUGAGGCGUCUCGUCUGGCUCACUACAACAAGCGCUCCACCAUCACGUCCAGGGAGAUCCAGACCGCCGUGCGUCUCUUGUUGCCCGGUGAGCUGGCCAAGCACGCCGUGUCCGAGGGCACCAAAGCCGUCACCAAGUACACCAGCUCCAAGUAGACCUCUUCAAUCAAAACACAAAAACGGCUCUUUUAAGAGCCACACGAAAUUCUCAGAAGAGCACUUGACGUCUGAUUUCAAAGAUAAAUUACUACAAGCCCCGGUUUAAGAUUGUAUUCUCCCGAAUUAGCAGUCACUUAGUAAACAAAACGUCUUGAAAAAUGCUAGCCUCCCAAUUAAAUUUUAGAAAAUGGAAAAAACACAUUUAGCAUAGCACAAAACGUAAUUGGUUACGAUAGAUGUAACUUCGAUAGGGUGCGUCUUCUGCAUAUAUUCAUUUACACACUUUCUAGUGUUUUGAAUGAAAUCAUCCACCUAACCCUAUUCUCGCCUGCUUUUCCUCACGAGAGUUGGGUCGCGGGAAUACCGGAGCCUAUCCCAGCUGUCAACGGACAGGAGGCAGGGUACACCCUGAACUGGGUGCCACCUAAUCGCAGUAUCAUAUACCCGCAGUAUUAUAUCAUGGAAACUCCCAAUAAACCUGAGGGCAAAUUAGUCUCGAGUGAAUCCAUUGUUUUUGGGAUGUAGGAGGAAAGAAACCCCACGCAUGAACGUCCC
Syngnathoides biaculeatus (alligator pipefish) is the source of this 983-nucleotide messenger RNA. Its product is annotated as histone H2B-like. Lineage: Eukaryota; Metazoa; Chordata; Actinopteri; Syngnathiformes; Syngnathidae. The record is from RefSeq and is a predicted model, not a curated record. Gene Ontology annotation, molecular function: protein heterodimerization activity; DNA binding; structural constituent of chromatin. Bases 51 to 425 code for a protein of 124 amino acids. The transcript has a single exon. Gene Ontology annotation, cellular component: nucleosome.